Prosopis cineraria is the source of this 2097-nucleotide messenger RNA. Its product is annotated as GRAS family protein RAM1-like. Gene Ontology annotation, cellular component: nucleus. Gene Ontology annotation, molecular function: sequence-specific DNA binding; DNA-binding transcription factor activity. NCBI's taxonomy places the organism in Eukaryota, Viridiplantae, Streptophyta, Magnoliopsida, Fabales, Fabaceae. The record is from RefSeq and is a predicted model, not a curated record. Gene Ontology annotation, biological process: regulation of DNA-templated transcription.
AUGAUUAUUAAUUACAGCACUGCAUCACACACUAUUUGUUCGCCGGGGAGGGACGCAGAGGAAAAGCCGCAGGAGGGAACCGCAUCCGUGUUGCGGAGGAAGAAGCAAGACUCCGUCAUUGUUCACUGUCCCUCAAGAGUGAGAAUUCAUGCAACAAAUCCAGCCCACUUCUUCAAACGACUCGGGUUUGCAGUCCAAGAAAAUGCUGCCCAGUCUUCUGAACAUUUAGAGCAGACUAAUCUAACCCCUCCCAGCUUAAACCUUCCUGCGUUCAAAUUUGACUUGGAUGGGGAUGUGGAAGUCCAGUCACCAGAUAGUUCCAUGUGGGAGUCUUUCUUCUCCGAUCAGUUAGACGCCGAUUUCAUGAUCUCUUCGCCGGUGAGGAGCAUGCCUUCCCCUCAAGCUUCUACCUACAACUGCAACUACAACUAUGCUCAGGCAAUGCAGGGACAGAGUCUCUCAGGUUGUUCACCUCCGCGCUUCUCAUCGCAGAUCGGAGCACUUGCCAGCGCCCACAAAGGUAAAGGACUCAGUCCCCUCCAUAGGGUAAACUCUCCAAACAACCAGUAUAUACAGCCCGUGGAGAACCUUUCACUUCGGACCAUAGAAGAAUUCUUGGGGGACUAUCAAGGGGAUCAUGGACUCGCUGGUGGAUAUUCAUCCACUAAACUGUCUGAUAUUGGAAGUUCAUCAGACUGCUUUGACAUAUCAGCUUCAAUCCCGCCCAUUUUGGACAGCUUGACGAUGGCAAGUUCUUCAAGAUACUGUGGAUCAUUGAACGAAGAAUCUUUAAUGCCGGAUGGCUCUCAAUCCGAAGAGAGUGACGUGCAUCAGAUGAGCGCAUCUCUUUCACAAGCUCUGCAGCAAGAACGCCAGCAAGAGAAACAGCAAAAGCAGCAAUCGGAACAGCAAUCACACUCACAGCCACAUAGCUUGAUGGUGCCUAUUCCUAUAGGGACCGAGCAGGAGCAAGACAGUGGACUUCAACUGGUGCACCUGCUAUUAGCCUGUGCUGAGGCAGUGGCCAAAGAAGAAUACAUGUUGGCAAGAAGGUACUUGCACCAUCUGAAUCGUGUAGUAACACCUCUUGGUGACUCCAUGCAACGAGUCGCGUCCUGUUUCACCGAAGCCUUGAGCGCAAGACUCGCAGCCACUCUCACCACCAAAUCCAUCAUCAACUCCUCCAACCCUAAGCCAUCCUUCUCUGGUUUCCCGCAACACUCCAUAGAAAUCCUCAAGAUAUACCAAAUCGUCUACCAAGCUUGCCCUUACAUCAAAUUCGCCCACUUCACCGCAAACCAAGCAAUCUUCGAAGCAUUCGAGGCCGAAGAGAGAGUGCACAUAAUCGACCUAGACAUCCUCCAAGGUUACCAAUGGCCCGCGUUCAUGCAAGCACUAGCAGCCCGACCCAGUGGAGCCCCGUUUCUCCUGCGAAUAACUGGCGUCGGGCCCAGCAUCGAGGCCGUGAGGGAAACGGGCCGGUGCUUGACGGAGCUAGCCCACUCUCUCAACAUCCCCUUUGAAUUCCACCCGGUGGGCGAGCAACUAGAAGAUCUCAAGCCCCACAUGUUCAACCGUCGGGUCGGAGAGGCAUUGGCGGUGAACUCCGUGAAUCGGCUUCACAGGGUCCCAGGAAACUGCAUGGGAAAUUUACGAAUAAUAAGGGACCAAGCCCCCAACAUCGUAACCCUUGUGGAGCAAGAAGCGAGUCAUAACGGACCGUAUUUCCUGGGCAGAUUUCUGGAGGCACUGCAUUAUUACUCAGCGAUUUUCGAUUCUCUGGACGCGACGUUUCCGCCGGAGUCGGCGCAGAGGGCUAAGGUGGAGCAGUAUAUAUUUGCGCCAGAAAUAAGGAACAUAGUGGCCUGUGAAGGAGCGGAGAGGAUCGAGAGGCACGAGAGGUUGGAGAAAUGGAGGAAGAUAAUGGAAGGGAGAGGGUUCAGGGGGGUGCCACUGAGUCCGAACGCGGUGACUCAGUCGAAGAUAUUGCUGGGUUUGUAUUCGUGCGAUGGAUAUAGGUUGACGGAGGACAAAGGUUGCUUGCUACUGGGAUGGCAAGACCGAGCCCUAAUUGCUGCAUCUGCAUGGCGAUGCUGA